ACACACUCUGUUACUUUUGAGCUCUACCCCCCCAUCUUUUAGUCAAUUCUUUGCUUCUGGAGCGAGUUGACUGUUCCGACACGGUUGGCACUCACGGGCUGGGUCACUAUAAUCGCUGUCUGAUAGGGGCAAGGACAAUAGGCUACAUACAUUCAUAAAUGUCAUGACAAUUAUCAGUUUGACUUUUCUCUCAAGAAAAACCGACUCACUGACAUCCUAAAUAAGGAGAAAAUCUCAGACCAUCCAAUUGAGUUGGAGAUUAUAGAUUCAUUUUUGAACUGAAGGUGUGUGUGUGUAUAGUCCCGUGAUGUUGGCCCACUCUUCUCUCCUGUUGCUGCUGUGUCUCGCGCGGCUGCCCACCCCCUUGUCGGCCCUGCCCUUUGAGCAGAGGGGAUUCUGGGACUUUGCGAUGGACAGCGAUGUGGGAGGGAUGAUGUCAAUGAUGAGAGAUGAAGAGGAAGGCUCGGCAAUAGAGGAGCUGCCCCCCCCUGAUCUGCCCUCAUGCCCCUUCGGGUGCCAGUGCCAACGCAGAGUGGUGCAAUGCUCAGAUCUGGGUUUGACUGAAGUGCCUAAGGGCAUUCCCGCUGACACCAAACUCUUGGACCUGCAGAACAACCGCAUCACUGAGCUGAAGGAGAACGACUUCAAAGGCCUUGGCAACCUCUACGCCCUAUCCCUGGUGAAUAAUAAGAUCAGCAAGGUCCACCCCAAGGCCUUUGUUCCUCUGAAACACAUGCAGAAGCUCUACUUCUCCAGAAACCUCCUGACUGGAGUCCCCAAGAACCUGCCCUCGUCUCUGGUGGAGCUGAGGAUCCAUGAGAACCGCAUCAAGAAGGUCCAUGAGGGGGCCUUCUCUGAACUGGGCAGCAUGAACUGCAUAGAAAUGGGAGGGAACCCCAUCCAGAACAGUGGGUUUGAGCCAGGAGCCUUCAAGGGACUGAAACUGAACUACCUGCGUAUCUCUGAGGCCCAACUCACUGGAGUACCCAAAGACCUGCCAGACAGUCUCCAUGAGCUCCAUCUGGACCACAACCAGAUACAGGCCAUCGAGCUGGAGGACCUGAGCCGCUACAAACACUUGUACAGGUUGGGUCUGGGCUUUAACCACAUUCGUAUGAUAGAGAAUGGCAGUCUAGCUUUCGUCCCCCGCCUGAGAGAGUUACACCUGGAGAACAACAGACUCACAGCAAUCCCCAAGGGUCUGCCUGACAUGAAGUACCUACAGGUGGUCUACCUCCAUUCCAACAGCAUCAGCAAGGUGGGAGUGGAUGACUUCUGCCCAAGAGGCUUUGGGAUGAAGAGGUCCUUCUAUAAUGGCAUCAGCCUCUACUCUAACCCUGUCAACUACUGGGAGGUCCAACCCGCUGCCUUCCGCUGUGUCAGUGACCGUCUGGCCAUCCAGUUUGGCAACUACAAGAAAUAAGCACAGGGAGAAAGUGAUAGAGAGGAUGGAAGGAGGAGUGCGAGAAGAGGACUGGGGAGAGGAGGAGGUUGAGGAGAGAAGGAGGCAGAGACCAGCAUUGGGGAAAGGAGAUGAGUAAAAUUGCCCUGACCAAAUUUAAAUCUGUAUUCGAUAGAGAGAACGAGAGAUGGUGAGGACAGAUGAGAUAAAAUAAACAAUAGAGAUGUGUUUGUUUUCUAAUUCCAACUAUAGAGAUCCUGUAUUCUAAUUCCGGUUCCAACCAUAGAGAUCCUGUAUUCUAAUUCCUGAUUCUAACCAGAGAUCCUGUAUUCUAAUUCCAGAUUCUAACCAUAGAGAUCCUGUAUUCUAAUUCCAGAUUCUAACCAUAGAGAUCCUGUAUUCUAAUUCCAGAUUCUAACCAUAGAGAUCGUGUAUUCUAAUUCCUGAUUCUAACCAUAGAGAUCGUGUAUUCUAAUUCCUGAUUCUAACCAUAGAGAUCGUGUAUUCUAAUUCCUGAUUCUAACCAUAUAUAUUCUGUAUUCUAAUUCCUGAUUGUAGGAGAGAAACAUACAUUGUGAGGGGAAUAGAAAGGGAAGGAUGUGCUUGCCCUAUCCACAUUUCAAUAUGCCUUUUUUUAAACCAUGCUUUUAAUAAAUCAGGUAUUAAAGCCUGAAAACAGGGUCAAUAUAAAUAAAUAAAUACUAUUGUGUUUGUGUCAAAUUAAUCAGUACUCAGAAAUAUAUAUUUUUUGAGGAUGUUUUUUUCCCCAAACAAAUUGCAAAGAUGAGAUAUAUGAUAAGAAAUAUUUUGAGGCAUUUCCUUCAAUAUUGUUUUUAUUACAAGAUAGCUUUAUUUGUUAUUAUUACAAUUUGUGUGUUAUUAUAAUUUUGGUGAAGAUACAUUACAGGUAAAAUAUAGAAAAGCAAUGCCUGUUUAUAGAUGAUCAUAUAAGAGGCGCUCUUUUUACAUGUUUGUUGUGUGUCUAUUUGGGAGUCACAUUUGAACCUUCCUUCUAUUGCUAACAUCAGACCUAUCAGGUGCUAACUUGGAUGCCAUAAUCAAUUUGUACUGUAUGUCAUAAGCAAACCCAACCUAUGGAAAGAAAACGUUUAAGGUUGGAGUCAAUUCCACUAUUUCAAAUCAGAUUCCAAAACGGAAGUUGUCAGUUCCAAUACAUCACAAAUCCAAACAAAAACAUAUAUUUCUUAUUCCUUUGAUUUGAUACCGCUGAAUUACCAUCACAAGUGGAACUGACCUCAACCUGGAGAUGUCAGUCUCAAUUAGGUAGGCUACUCCCCAGGGGAAACUGCCCUGGGUCCGAUUCUUCCUGGGUGCCAUUUUGUGUCCAUCCCCACUUCAGCAAUAGGUCUCCUGAGUGUAUACAGUGACAGUACAAUAAGGGGUGAACCGCCAGAGUGGGACUUGAACCAGCAACCCUGCAGGUCCAGACCCCUUGGCAGAGGCUGCAGCCAGGGAGGUUAUAACAGCAGUGUUUUAUGGAUUGUUUUGCACAGUGUCUCUAAUGCUUUCUCUGCUGGGUUUCCUCUGGGUAUUUAGUCUGUGUAAAUGAUAGAUGUAGUUGCCUUAGUUCUUAAUGCCUUUUCUAUACUCUGCCAAGCUACCGCUGCAUGUAAGAAUAAAGAUUUUUUUCAGCCUGACUAUAGCAGAGAGAACGUGUGAUGGUAUGGUGGUGGAAAGAAACUGUGUGAGAAAUAAAAGACAACUACAACAUUG
Molecule: messenger RNA, 3136 nt
Organism: Oncorhynchus nerka (sockeye salmon)
Lineage: Eukaryota; Metazoa; Chordata; Actinopteri; Salmoniformes; Salmonidae
Gene: bgnb
Product: biglycan b
Exons: 8
Coding region: 308-1423 (371 amino acids)
Molecular function (GO): protein binding
Source: RefSeq, a predicted model, not a curated record